This is a messenger RNA of Punica granatum (pomegranate), 1081 nucleotides long. The record is from RefSeq and is a predicted model, not a curated record. Lineage: Eukaryota; Viridiplantae; Streptophyta; Magnoliopsida; Myrtales; Lythraceae.
UAUUAUCAGAUUCUGAUUCUUUUCCCAAACUCUCGCCGACCUCUCCGGCGUAGUAUUCAACCGGGUAGCUGAAGGCGGGGGAAUUGCACCGCCGAACUCUAAGACGGAGAUGUCGUUCGGGUUCGGCAGCCACGGGGGCAUGGUGACAGCGCCGGCCGCGCAGCAGCAGCAGCCGCCGCCGAAGAUGAGGUGCCUGUCGUGCAAGGAGGAGUAUGGGACAGGGGACGCCGGCACGUGCAAGGAGUGCUACGAGGAGGCGAGCGAGACGGAGGAGGAGCUCAAGCGGGAGAUCGAGGACCUGAAGUCGAAACUCACCUUCCUCAGGUUCUGGUCACCGACCGAAAACCCUAGCGGCAGCCGAUCGCACGCGCUCGGCUUCUACGACGUCGUUCUGGUCGCCUCCGAAGAGUCGGAGCCCUCCGCCCCCGUGCCGGCCCACCGGAUCGUUCUGGCGAAUCGUUCGCCCGUGUUCAAAGCAAUGCUUGAGAACGAGAUGACAGAGAGCCAAAGCGGGACCAUCAAAAUCACCGAUGCAUCCUACGAGGCCCUGCGGGCCUUUGUGAACUUCAUGUACACAGCAGAAGCUUGCAUUGACGAGCAUCUCGCUUCCGAGCUUCUAGUACUGGCUGAGAAGUACCAGGUGAAGCACCUCAAGUCGUACUGCGAGAAGUUCCUGGUCUCAAAGUUGAACUGGGACAACUCGGUCAUGAGCUACUCUUUCGCCCACCAGCACAAUGCGAAGCACCUGCUCGACAUGGCGUUGGGGCUGAUCACGGAGAACAUGGACAAGCUGACAAGGCUGGACGAGUACACGGAGCUUGUGGAGAAGGCUCCCCGGCUAGUAGUGGAGAUCUAUGAGGCCUAUCUCUCCAAGCAGGUGAAUACAGCUGCUCAGAAGGAUGGUAGCAGGGCUAUAUGAACCCCAGAAUAUUAUUAAUUCUAAGGGAAGCCAGUGAUCGAAUUGCAGAAUUAAUACUCUCUCGUAGCGAUGUCUGGUUUUAAAUGUAAAGUAGUUGAAAUAUGGAUAAGGAGCUAUGUCCAUUUCCAAUUUCGAGUUCUUGGAUCGGCCAUUGUUAAUAUC